This is a messenger RNA of Cervus elaphus (red deer), 2625 nucleotides long. RefSeq lists its product as uncharacterized. Gene Ontology annotation, molecular function: structural molecule activity. The transcript is spliced from 9 exons. Lineage: Eukaryota; Metazoa; Chordata; Mammalia; Artiodactyla; Cervidae. The coding region runs from base 1 to 2625 and encodes 874 amino acids. The record is from RefSeq and is a predicted model, not a curated record.
AUGGGAGAAUGUCUGCCCUACCUGCUUGGAGGCACUGUGCCCCCAGCCCUGCCUUCUCCCCACUCAGUGAGGACGGCCCUUGUCCACAGUGCACUGACCUGCUGCAGGGUCUCGGGUUCCCUGGCAUUCAGCUCCCCCAUCGCCAACCCCAGCUUGGUGUCUUGGGAGCCCAUCACUGGCGGGCACCCAGCAGGUGAAAGCUGCAUGCCCAGCGAGAAGGAGGAGAAGCUGGAGGACCCCUGGGGCCUGCACGUGGACACAGGCCCUGAGGCUUCUGUGUCCCAUCCAGCCUCCUUCCUCUCCAUCUGUGCUUCCUCCCGCGACCCCUGGCAUGGCCUCUCUUCCCGGCCCUGGGGCUGCGGCACUGGCUGCUCCCCUGCCUGGAAUCCUUCCCCACGGGUGUUAUCUCUGCACAGACCCUGCCCCACCGUCCUGCACCACAGCCCACCCGCUGCUCACGCUGACCCGAGCCUAAAGGAACGCGUCGUGUUGCUAGCUGAAAUCUUCCAGCUGGCCCGGCAAGUGGCGCCCAACGUGGGGCUCGACGAAAGUUCCUUGCGGCCACUGCCCAUUGAAACUAUUAAGAAUGCCGAAGCGACGCGCUGGCUCCCGGAAAGAUUGGUACGCACGGCGGAGGAGAUCCCUGGUGGAGCGAAUGAGACAGCUCACGAUCCAGGAGACGGUCCCGCUGCCGACAGCUCAGCAGAUACAGGCGCUGUUACAGAUGGCGUCACUGGCUGGAGUGUGGAUAUUCCUGGUGUGACCAGGCUCACAGGGCACGCACAGCGGCGCAGAGGGACGGGGCCCCAGGAUGUCCCAUUCUGUGGCCUGGGGCAUAAAGGGAAACAUAUAGCGGUGCCAUGGAAACUCUGCCGGAAUGAGACUGUUACGGUGUAUUCUAUUCCUAACAGCACACACUCACUGUGGGACUGGUCGCCAGACUCAGAGAGAAACCCCGGAAAGGAAAGUAACAGACAGUUUGCAGCGAGAAUUUGGAAUCUUGGCGGCACCCUUGUUUAUCAAACUGAGGUCUGGAAGUUGCUGGCCGCUUUUGAAACAAGCGGAUCCUUCAUGCAGACUGGAGAAAAGGUUAAAGGUGGACUUUUUUGGAAUGCAACCUGGAGAUAUCCUCGGGCUUGUGUGCCUUAUCCAUUUAUGAUUAUUGCUGGUUCUGUAAAUCUUACUAAGAAUAAUAGUCAAUAUUAUAUUCAUUGUUUUAAUUGUACCCUAACCAAUUGCAUUCGAGGAAUAAGAAAUAAUUCUGGAGUCUUGAUAGUUAAACAACCACCUUUUGUUAUGUUGCCUGUAAAUCUUACUGAGCCCUGGUAUGAAGAGUCUGGGCUUGAACUAUGGGAAAGAGUGCGCACAGCCCUUGCUAGGCCACGAAGGGGGAUAGGAUUAAUAAUUCUAGGAGUAGUAACACUUAUAACUUUGAUUGCUUCUGCUGUUACUGCUUCUGUAUCUUUAGCUCAAUCUGUGCAUACUGCUAGCAUUGUAGACGAUUUGGCAAAAAAUACUUCCAAAGCUUUAGGGAUUCAAGAAGAUAUAGAUAGAAAAUUAGAGGAUAGACUAAAUGCGCUUUAUGAUGCAGUAAGAUUUUUGGGAGAAGAAGUGCAAGGGUUAAAGCUAAGAACAAAAAUUAGAUGUCAUGCUAACUAUUGUUGGAUUUGUGUUACAGCAAAAAUUUAUAAUGAUACUGAAACUCCUUGGGACAGAGUGAAAUCACAUUUAGAUGGUAUUUGGCAUAAUGAAAACAUUUCCUUAGAUCUAUUACAACUUCAUCAGGAAAUUCUUGAUAUAGAAAAUGCUCCUCGGGCUAGUAUGGAUUUGGCAGAAAAUGCUGAAGAGUUUGUUAACAGUUUGUUUUCCAAUUUUCCCUCGAUAACCUCACUUUGGCAUCUUUUUUCAGGGGUCGUGACCAUGCUUCUGGUAUUAGCGCUUUUUGUGUGCAUUGCUCCUUGUAUCAUAAAGAAAUUUGUCAAAGAGCUGUGGGACAUCAAGGCUGUCCUACACAGUAAUUACUUACGCCAAAAGAAUCAGAGGGAAGGGCAGAGCGAGGGGGCCAAGCUGAGCGUGGCGUGGGCACAGGCUGCGGGCCGCGGGCAGGGCACCCGCCGAGGAGGAGGGGCGGGGCCUCCGCUGACUGCUGCCCCCACCCCCGGCGGCCCUGGAGACAUGAGGCAGGACCCCUCCUUGGACAGCCAGGUCUCAGCUGCUGCUUUCGCCCGGUGGGCGCGUUGUCGGCGCCAGCUUUACGCUGGAGCAUGGCAGGUAGCAGCAGCCCCCUCCCCUAAGGGUCCAGGCUGGAGCCCGCGAGCCGGGGUGUGCCAGGGGCCUGGGCGGUGGGAUGCCGAGGCCCCCUCCCCCCGACCUGUCGUCUGGGCUCCGGAGGGCUGCGGUCCGGGCAAGCCCGGAUCUGCGGGAACGCCCUGCCGGCCCGCCCCUCGGGUCCCCUGCCUCGAGUCCUGCCUGAGCCCGCAGCGCCAUCUGCCGGCGGGGCGGGAAGGCUCGGGCGGAACUGACCCGAGGCCCCCGGGGAGGGACGGGUACCUUGCAGAGGCGGGCGCGCGACGGUCCACAGGCCUCGUGCUCACCCUGGAGCGAGCUAUGAGGGCCUGGUUUUGA